Messenger RNA from Aspergillus melleus, 1437 nucleotides. RefSeq lists its product as uncharacterized. NCBI's taxonomy places the organism in Eukaryota, Fungi, Ascomycota, Eurotiomycetes, Eurotiales, Aspergillaceae. The transcript has 2 exons. The coding region runs from base 1 to 1437 and encodes 478 amino acids. The record is from RefSeq and is a predicted model, not a curated record.
AUGUCCCGGCUGCAUUCAACUAUAUCCACUCCUAUGCCGUCGGCGCCUCAAGUUUCGGGACAGAAACCCUCUGGUGCAAGUGCAACCGUGUCUAACCCGGCAAUUCAUUCGAGUGAACUGCAGUUGACUGGAUCCCCGUCCAUCCUGUCAACAUCUUUGAGUUCAGCUCAAAGCCUGUCUGUUUCAGGCCCGUUAAGUAGCCCUCACGGUACCGUGCAUCGUACCAAGUCAACAAAACAUGGGACGCCCGUGUCUCCCUCGCUUUCCGGUCAGUUGACGCCUGCAACUCCCUCGUCACCAACGGGUAGUGUGACUACCUCUACAACUGCCCACUCGCCCAAGUCCCCGGCACCUACAGCAAUUUCAACUAGUUUGUCUGUUGGUGUCGUAGGACUCUUGCCUGGAGAACUUUCAGGCGGCCCUUCUCUCUCCGUUCUUCCAGACCCUGUGGAGACAACAAACAUUGCACAUUCGAAGCCAGCCGCCACUGGGAAUAUUCUCAACACUGGUAAACCUAGUGUUUCACUGCCGACAGGAUUAAGUACGACAGAUCCUUUCCCUGGAGAGUCGACAAGUCAUUUAAGCUCCAGUGCUCAAACACAGAAGAUGCCCCCGUCUUCCAAUGGAGAUAACUUUCCCACAGGAACUGCUACUACCAUAUCCGGCUCUGCGCAGAAGGAGCCUUCGUCUGUCAUCAGCAGUCGAUUGCCUAUAAGCAACAAACACACUGCUACAUCAGUAUCCGAUCCCGUUAUCGUGAUUGUAACUCCCGGACAGUCCACAUCCUGGACCAAUACCUGGUUGCGCGUUUCUGACAGCACAUCCACGUCGUCGCAGUCGUCGUCUGCCACCGCCACUACCUCCAGUCACGACACUCUUCGACCCUCCGGUACGAUUGCUAUCCCCGAAAUCCCAACCGGCCCCUCCAGGGAUCCCGAGACAUCCAACCUAGAGCCAACAGCGCCUCAUACGCAUAGUCGUCUCUCCAAAGGGACUGACACAGUCACGACAAUCCACGCCAUUUCCACGGUGACAAAAGUCGUUACUGUACCUGCCUCCGACGAGCCCGAGGCGCCUGCGCCUACAGAAACAAAAAACCCCCAAACCACCCAGGAAUCCAAGGCGACCGCAACACCAAACCAGACAGAAAAGGCCAGCGAUAUCCCUAACCCACCGCCCCCGUCCCGGAAGACAAAGCCCACGGCAGAGACAGGAGUACCCGCCACGGAACCCUCGAUCACUUCCGUCGCACAACCGACUGGCGCCAUUGACGAUGCCCUCCUUCGGGGUCUUCAAGUCGUGCCCGUGACGCCGCAGGGAUUCGUCACCGUCACCGAAACCAAGACGGAAACGACGACGAAGACGGAAACCGAGACCGAGACCGAGACCAAGACGGUCUAUAUUAACCCGACGUUUACUAUGACGGCUGAUUCGUGA